AAAUUAAUAAAAACUGCGAACAUGAGCGUGAACGGCGGGUUGCGUAUUAACCGCGAGCUGCUAUGGCGUAAGCUCUUCGCAUUCGACCAUCAACCAGCCGAGGAUGUUCCCACCAGUACUCAAGACAUCACUGGUCAUCUGUGCAGUGUCAUCCAGACCGCCGUAGCCCGUGGGCGUCAUGAACCUUUGCGCCAGAUGCUGGUGCAGCGACUCGGAUACUGGUUACGUUCGGACGUGGUUUCGCCAUUCUGGAGCUUUUUCGACUCAAUACCGGCCGAGAUCGAGCACAGCAGAGGUGCAAGACGAGGUCGCAGACGCGUGGCUUUGCUCUGCGCGCAGCAACUCACGCUGGCGCUGCAGUUCGCCGAGGACGCCUUCGCCCAUUGCGUGCAGAUCGCCAGCCUCUUCGACGAUCAUGUGCAAAUUAUAAAAGGACGGCGAACAAUGUUGCAGGAACUCAGGACCAGUUUUCGCUGUCUAGUGUUCGAUGAUUCGCGGGCAGUCGAGAGAUUCGAGGAACUUCUGCUCAUUUUCUUCUCCAUGAGCUUCCAGAAGUUUCGGGGCAAGGAGAAAUCGCAGGCUUUCGACUCCAGACCAAUACGGCAGACACUGCUGCAGCUGGAAUGGCUACAUGUGGCCGAGCCAGCGUUGCUAAGAGUGUUGCACUCUCAGAUAAAAAAGGUGGUCAAGUCGACGUGUGGAGAAGUGUAUGACGAGCUGUUCCUGACAGAGGUGGAGCAGUGGGCGUGUUCCGAGCUGCUGCCAUGGCUGGAGGAGAUCAUGCAAACAAAGGAUGAGGCUUCGACAAGGAAGUGGAGGGAUAUUCUAUCUAGACAAGUGCUACAGGAGUUUGGGAGUCUUCGUAUCAAGCAGCUCUUCGAGAUUAUCAAGGAGUUCCCAGACAGUGUACCGGCGUUAGAAGACCUCAGACAGUGUCUGGAACGCACACAGCAGCAUGGUGAGCUAUUGCAGGAAUUUCGAGGUGCAUUGCAGGCGCGACUACUGCAGCCAGGAGCCAACACGUCCGCAAUCCUCGAUAUUUAUGUGUCUACUAUCAAGGCAUUUCGUCUGUUAGACCCCAAGGGUGUACUGCUGGAGGCGUUGAGCGACCCGGUGAAGGAGUACUUGAGAAAGCGCAAAGACACAGUUCGCUGCAUUGUCCAGAGUCUCACUGAUGAACAGAACGGCGACCUGUUCGAAGAGCUUCGCCGAGACAAUAUGCGUAUUAUCCAGCACGACGAUGAUAGUGAUGACGAUGAGGACAUGUCACCAGACUCGUGGGAACCAGAUCCGAUUGAAGCAGACCCGACGAAAACAUCGCGCAGUCGAAGCAGCGACGACAUCCUGAGAAUUCUUGUCAACAUUUAUGGAAGCCGCGAGCUGUUUGUGAAUGAAUAUCGCAUGAUGCUGGCAGAUAAGCUGCUGCACAAUCUCGAGUUCGAUACCGAUCGUGACGUACAGACGUUAGAGUUGCUUAAGCUGCGCUUUGGUGAAGAUAGCUUGCAGCAGUGUGAGAUCAUGGUGCGUGAUAUUGAGGACUCAAAGCGACUCAAUGUAAACGUUCAUUCAACUAUGAACAAGCCUGAGUCGAAAGCGGCGGUUGCUACAGAGACAAGUUCUGGAGUAGAGACAGAGAGUCAACCUGCCCUACCUGGAAUUCCAUUCACUCGGGUCGAUGCUACGAUCGUUUCUCAACAAUUUUGGCCGCCCUUACAAGGCGAAGACUUCACGCUGCACCCGAAAGUGUCGAAGGAUGUUGAUGCGUUUAAGGAUGCCUACAACGUGCUGCGUAACCCGCGGUCGUUGGAAUGGAAUUCUUCUCUUGGCUCCGUUCAGCUUUCAAUUGAGCUGGAAGGUGAAGAGCGCGAGUUUAACGUGUCUCCAUUGCAAGCCACGAUGAUUCUUUACUUUGAAGAGAAAGAUCGGUGGAGUGUUGAGGAGCUUGCAGCGAAGUUGGAGAUUUCUGACGAUUUACUACUGAAGCAUGUGUCUCUGUGGGUGAAUCACGGACUGGUAUCAUUUGGCUCGGGACGAAAAGAGCUGGUGGCUAGUGUAUCAUUCCAGGACACCCGGUGCGACGAUGACUCGAUGGUUGAAGACGUCGAAACUGCAGUGUCAUCAGACGCACAGGCAGAAGAGGACUUCAAAGUAUUGGAGAACUAUAUCGUGGGUAUGCUCUCGAACUACGGAUCGCUUACUAUCCAGCGAAUCCACAACUUGCUUUCCACGUUCGCGCGAAGUGGAGCCCAACCAUAUACCAAGACGAUCUCUGGUCUUUCUGUGGUUCUCGGUAAGCUAGUCAGCAAAGGCAAGCUCGAGCUUGUUGGUGGCCAGUAUCAACUAGCCAAAUAGCUUGCUGCGUCUUCCCUACUGUGUUUUGUCCCGUAUUUUCAGAAGCCAUCAGGGCAGGUCUUGUGGGUGUGGCCAACGGAGGCACAGGUCAAGCAGAUUGGUUUCGGCGCAGCUCCAUUCUUCUUCCCAUGCUUGAGUGAAAGCUGAUCCAUCGAAUACGCUCUUGCCAACCGCUUCUCGUACGUGAGCCCGCUGUGGCAGCCAAACUGGAAGCAAAAACGCAUGAAUAUGAUAGUAACAUAAAAACAUAGCAUUUCCCUCAGCGAAUUCUCUCACUCACCUUUACAUUGGUCUCCAAGUCCUUCGGCACGUCGUAGUACUUCUACAAUACAAUAUUAAUCAGUAAGAAAUACAGCAGGUGUCA
This is a messenger RNA of Phytophthora nicotianae INRA-310, 2716 nucleotides long. RefSeq lists its product as hypothetical. Lineage: Eukaryota; Oomycota; Peronosporomycetes; Peronosporales; Peronosporaceae. Gene Ontology annotation, cellular component: anaphase-promoting complex. The transcript is spliced from 8 exons. The record is from RefSeq and is a predicted model, not a curated record. Gene Ontology annotation, molecular function: ubiquitin protein ligase binding. Bases 22 to 2352 code for a protein of 776 amino acids. Gene Ontology annotation, biological process: ubiquitin-dependent protein catabolic process.